Messenger RNA from Myxocyprinus asiaticus (Chinese sucker), 5829 nucleotides. RefSeq names its product cyclin and CBS domain divalent metal cation transport mediator 2a (gene cnnm2a). The coding region runs from base 160 to 2637 and encodes 825 amino acids. Lineage: Eukaryota; Metazoa; Chordata; Actinopteri; Cypriniformes; Catostomidae. The record is from RefSeq and is a predicted model, not a curated record. The transcript is spliced from 8 exons. Gene Ontology annotation, molecular function: magnesium ion transmembrane transporter activity. Gene Ontology annotation, cellular component: plasma membrane. Gene Ontology annotation, biological process: transport; magnesium ion homeostasis.
GCGUGCUGGUGUGUCAUCGCGGUGCAGAGAGGCAGCGGUGCGCGGUAAGUAAUGUUGACGCUUGGUGUCAGAAAGGCUGUAGAGAGGAUGAAGGCGGAAUCUGACUCCCUCUGACCGUGGCAUCCUACAUUCAUUCACUACAGUCUGCCCACUGUUAACAUGGUAGAGCAAUGGACCGCAGUGCCCACUUCUAAUAUGGCGGCGCUGAACCGGGCUAGAUCAUUGACCGUUAUGUUCUUAAUUGUCAGCAGUUGUGUGAUCAGCUGCACUAGUGGCACAGAUGCACCAGAGGAAACUGUCAUUAUUGGCCUCAGACUAGAGGACACAGACGAGGUGUCUUUCAUGGACGGAGGUUAUUUGCGUGUCAGCGAGCGAUCUCGUGUCAGGUUGAGAGUCUAUGGGCAGAACAUUAAUAACGAGACGUGGUCCAAACUCGCCUUUACGGAACACGAGCGCUCGAGUGACCGCAGCAGCGCACCUGCGGAGAGCCAGAGCCCCGGAGACGCACCUGCCCUUCACCCCUGUGGCAUCCGAUCGUCCGAUAUCAUCAUUCUUCCCAACGUAGAGGUAAACAGAAAGACAUCUGGGGUUAUUGAAAUAGAAGUGAAACCUCUUCGAAAAACAGAGAAGAGUAAAGCCUAUUACCUUUGCAUCACGACCGCUGCGCCGUCGGCCUCACCAGGCGCGCAGGACGCGUGGUCCGAGAGCACCUGGGUUUAUCAUGACGGUUAUGACACCAAAGUGCUCGUGGUGGAGGAGAAAAAGUUCCUGUUGCCUUUCUGGCUGCAGGUGAUUUUUAUUGCCAUGCUGUUGUGCUUGUCUGGCAUGUUCAGCGGGCUCAAUCUGGGACUGAUGGCGCUUGAUCCCAUGGAGCUCCGGAUAGUCCAAAACUGUGGAACCGAGAAAGAGAAAAACUACGCAAAGAAGAUCGAACCAGUCCGAAGCCAAGGAAACUACCUUCUUUGCUCUUUACUCUUAGGAAAUGUUCUGGUCAAUACCACCUUGACUAUUCUGCUUGACGACAUUGCAGGAUCAGGGUUGAUAGCUGUAGUGGUGUCCACUAUUGGGAUUGUGAUCUUUGGAGAAAUUGUGCCACAAGCCAUCUGCUCCAGGCAUGGCCUGGCUGUUGGUGCCAACACAAUAUUCCUCACGAAAUUUUUCAUGAUCCUCACUUUCCCCGCAUCUUUUCCCGUAAGUAAACUUCUGGACCAUGUUCUGGGACAGGAGAUAGGCACUGUAUACAACAGGGAGAAGCUGCUGGAGAUGCUCAGAGUGACAGAUCCAUAUAAUGAUUUGGUGAAAGAGGAGUUGAACAUCAUCCAAGGUGCUCUGGAGCUCAGGACUAAAACCGUGGAGGAUGUCAUGACUCCUCUGCGAGACUGCUUUAUGAUUGCCGGUGAUGCCAUCCUGGACUUCAACACCAUGUCUGAGAUCAUGGAGAGUGGCUACACGCGCAUACCGGUGUACGAGGGUGAGAGGUGUCAUAUUGUGGACCUGCUGUUUGUGAAGGACUUGGCCUUUGUGGAUCCAGAUGACUGCACUCCACUGAAAACCAUCACGAAGUUCUACAGCCACCCUCUGCAUUUUGUCUUCAAUGAUACAAAGCUGGAUGCGAUGCUCGAGGAGUUUAAAAAAGGUAAAUCCCAUUUGGCCAUUGUCCAGAGAGUAAAUAACGAAGGGGAGGGAGACCCGUUUUAUGAAGUUCAGGGCAUCGUCACGCUAGAAGACGUCAUUGAGGAAAUCAUCAAAUCUGAGAUUUUAGAUGAGACUGACUUGUACACUGACAAUAAGACAAAAAAGAGGAUUGUUCACAGGGAGAGGAAACAGGACUUCUCAGCUUUCAAACCCACAGAUAAUGAGUUGGGGGUGAAAAUAUCACCGCAGCUUCUGCUGGCCACACUGCGUUUCCUGGCAACAGAGGUGGAGUCCUUCAGUUCAGCUCAAAUGUCAGAGAAAAUCCUUCUGCGUUUGCUCAAACAUCCUAACGUCAUCCAGGAGCUCAAGUAUGAUGAUAAGAACAAGAAGAUGUCAGAGCACUACCUCUUUCAUCGCAACAAGCCUGUGGACUACUUCAUCCUCAUCUUGCAGGGAAAGGUGGAAGUAGAGGCUGGAAAAGAGGGAAUGAAGUUUGAAGCUGGUGCCUUCUCCUAUUAUGGAGUACUGGCCCUAACCUCAUCACCAGUUCCCCUCUCCUUGUCUCGAACCUUCGUUGUGAGCAGGGCAGAAUCACUGGCAGGAUCUCCAGAAAAUAAGUCACCUCCACGACCAUUCGGUCUCAACCACUCCGACUCCCUGAACAGGACUGACCGGAUGGAGGCGGUCACCCCCACACUGGGCAGCAGCAACAACCAGCUCAACUCCUUCUUGCAGGUCUAUGUGCCAGACUACUCCGUGAAAGCAGCCUCUGAUUUGCUUUACAUCAAGGUGACCCGCCAGCAAUAUCAGAAUGCCCUGAUGGCGUCCCUUAUGGACAAAACGCCUCAGUCCACAGACAGUGAGUUCACCAAGAUUGAGUUGACCUUCACUGAACAUCAAGAUGGACUGUUGGAUGAGUCAGCCUCUCUUUUGAUCCAACAGCAGAGCUCCACCAAUGCACACAAAACCAACCACACUGCUCACAACGACGGGGCUAUUUAACUAACCUCAGCAGAGAGAGGGAUGACAAAAAGAGGGAGAAAAUGUCUGAGAGCGUGUGCACUGCUCUAUUAGCCUCUCCCUUUCCAUGUAGUGAGCAAAGGCCUUCAUGUACACUGGGCAGCUUCACUUUUGAGUCCUCUCAUCGUGGUCCAUUUAAAGGGGAUUGGAACAUACGCAUAGACUGUUAAAGUGAAGGACUGCAUAUCCCACAAUGCAUGCAUGCACUAAUGACCUUAACACCUUUUGUAGGCAGCGGUUCGGUCAGGGACCACCGAUGUCAUUUUGCUCACUCAUCUACUGACCGAAGACAUCACUCGAGAUGGAGACAGCUACAGCACACUUGAAAUACACACUUGGUCUCACACACUUUCACUUGGAGGUGUCCAUUCGAAGAGAGACUAAUUACAGCUACAAAGGAGCAAGAAUUCAGUCACGAAAACCACCUCUGGGACUCUUGAAGAGGUGAGGAGCCACACCUCGCCAGACAACAGAAGGACAAAGAUGUAAUGGUGCCUUUAGACAAUACUGAGUUACUCUUUGCUUUGUCAACAAAGCAGAUAUAGAGACCCCUGAGGGCCCAGACGACACAGAGCUCUCCCAAAUCUUCCGUGCUGGACUCAGGAAGCUCAAGCAAAUGAUAGGAGAUAUCUGCGACCAGGAAAUUUCCAACACCAGUAAACACUCACAACAUGUUCCGUACAGAUAUAUAACACCAAGCCCAAUACACCUUUUCAAGGAUAGUCAGAGCCAGAGCUUAAGAAUACUUCUCAGCCUAUUAGAAGGCCAGGACUGAGAGGCCUCAUGACCAAAGACAUUUGACAAGGACAACAAGUAACAGGAAUCACAUUGUGGUUCACUGUGGAUGUAAUGAUAUCUAAGGUCUUACAAAUUUGGUCAACUCACAGCAACCCUAAACACGACGUGCAUAAGCAGGCAAAACAGUGUUUGUCUGGAAUGUGCCAAAUAAUAAAGGUUUUGACAACAAUUUCUGCAAUUUCCAUGUUAAGAGUUUGUGUCUCAAACAUGAGCAGAUAUGCUAUGUACAGUGUUUGCAGUACAAAGAAAUCAAAUGUGUUUACAUAUGAGGGCAUUUUUCAUCUAUAUAUAAAGAGAGAUCUUUUUUUUUUUUUAUCCUGAUUGUGCUGAGGUACAGUGCCACCUAUUUUAAGGUGAAUAGAGUAUAAAUGUCUAACGACUGUUUCCAUUUUUAUGUAUGUCGGACCACUCUUUAUUAACAAGAUGUUUUGAUUUUCAAUGGUUUAGCUGUAAUCACAUAACUUUUAAAUGUUUUUUAAAGUCACACCUGCAUUUAGAACCUCAAAGAAACUUCUUAAGGACAAGCUUUCUGAAGGCUCAGUAACUUAAAACUCAUCAUCUUCAAACUCCAUAACCUCAAGAUUUUGAUUGCUCUUUUAUCUUAUCUUUCUUUAUAGGAAAAAAGCUAUCCAUGUAGGACUCAAUGUCAUGGGAUUUUAAAAGAGGUACUUGUUUCGAUUUGUCAGUAAAAAAAAAAAAAAGAUGAAAAUAAUUCACCAUUAAUGUAUUUAUUUUGGUUUUAGCAUGGCAAGAUCACAUUUAUUCUCUUGAUACAAAAGGGGAAAGACUCUCUGGCUGAUGUUUUGUCUACCGUAUAUGUUUGGGUUCAUGACUCAUUCACGUCUCAAGUGUUUAUGUAGCAACCUCUCAGUGCAAUAGUGCAACAGCUAUGCAGGGACAAUCAUGACCAUAAAUAAUGUGCUCACAGGUAGGACAUGCAGGAAGAAAAAUCAGAAAAUAAACUAGCAGAAUUUAAUAAAAGAGGCUUAGAUGUGAUGUAGAUUAGAUUAAAGGCAUAGUUCACCUGAAAAUCUCUCAACACUCAUGUUGUUAAAACCCAUAUGUCUUUCUUUGUUCCAUGGACCACUAAAGGAAAUGUAAGGGAAAAUUCCACAGAAGAAAAAGUCAUACAAGUUUGGAAUAACAUGGGGGUGAGUAAAUGACGGAACUUUCAUUUUUGGGUGAAGUAUCCUCAUAACAUCAUAGCAGAAAUGUUUAGUGAAGAAGCUUGAGAUGUUGAAAGUGAAAUAUAUAUUGUGGAGUCUUUGUCAUUCUGUGGACAAAUGAAGGCUUCUGUCAACAUUCCUAUUCUUAUAUUCUUACAUCAUGUGUUUUCAACUGCUUAUUCCAUUAUUUUUCACACUGUGGUAAAGACAACACCCUUCAGUUAAAGCAUUUGGUGAUGUCCUAAACAUUGGACAGUGUUUUUUGGUCAGAUUACCUGUUUAAGAAAAGAGGAAAUGUCGAAAAAAAAAUGUGGUGCUCUAACAUGCGGUUUGAGUCUAUCACACUGCUGUUUUUUUUUUUUGUUUUUUUAUCUUGAAUGUGUAUAGAGAUACUGUACAGUCAUAAAUCAGAGUUCUAUUGUAUGCUUACAUUCUAUAAACCACACAAUACUAUAUCAGAUUUAAAUAUAUAUAAUAUGCAGAUGGAAAUUGCUAUAAUAAAACUAUGUUUGACAACUUUAUGGCUGCCUGUAUUUUUGAUUAUUUGAUUUGAAUUUUUAAUGAUUCUGAACACUUUGUGGGCUAGUGGAUGACAUUGUUUUAACAAUGGCCAAUACAGAUGACGAUAUCAAAAAGGCACGGUGGCUAUCAAUUGAAACUUAAAUAUAAUGGAAUUAAAAUGUACACAAAAUAACUAAAAGUAUAUUAAAAAAAAAAAAAAAUUAAAAUGCUUAAUCCACUGACAAAUAUUUCCGUACAAUUUGGAACUGACAAAAGGGGAGAUUAACACUUCUGUUAAUCUACAAAGCAGGCAGAGUUAUCAGCUAAUACAAACAAUUAAAAAAUUGUAGAUAUUGGCCUAACCAAAUGACACUUCUUUAUGCGAUGGCUUUUAAAAGGUGUUAUUGAAUGACCACCAGGGGGUGCUGCAGAACAGAGGGACUGCCCUUUUACUUUUAUUUGACCUCACUAAAUACGAAAUCAUGCCACACCAUUGAAAAAAAAAAAAAAAACAAAACUGUGUAACAUGGAAAAUCUGAAAAUGAAAAAAUAUGAAUAAAAGAAAAUAACACCCAUUUCAUAAGAAAGCAUUCAAAUUUAUUUCUACAUUAAAACUACAGUAAGAUUGAGUCCUCACAUUCUCUGAGAUCACAGUUCUCUUUACAGUAAAGCACAACAUAAACCCUAAACACACACACACACACACACA